Molecule: messenger RNA, 1423 nt
Organism: Aspergillus aculeatinus CBS 121060
Lineage: Eukaryota; Fungi; Ascomycota; Eurotiomycetes; Eurotiales; Aspergillaceae
Product: TPT-domain-containing protein
Exons: 4
Coding region: 235-1332 (365 amino acids)
Cellular component (GO): Golgi apparatus; membrane
Molecular function (GO): antiporter activity
Source: RefSeq, a predicted model, not a curated record
CUGAAUGUUUUCAUCCGUGUCACGUCUUGAGUUGGGUCCGCGGUCGUCUCGACUGGUCGCCGGCGUCAUGCUCCUCGCCAGUGAGACUCUACAUGCGGACAAAGUGGCCCGGUGGACAUAAUCGUGUUGCAUUGAAAAUCUUCGGUCGCCUGUAUCAGUCUGCAGGCCUUUCAGUGAUGUCCUAAACACCAGGACAGCUUCAGCUACGCAGCAAUCGCGCCCCAAUCUUCCACAAUGGCCACCACAGCACCGAAAUUAGAUGAGCGAAAGAAUGAGGAGAAGAACCAAGAAGAGAGCUCGAUUCACGAGCUAUCCUGUUCCUCUACCACUCCUUUAUCGCCUGGUAGUGCAGAGUCAGAGGUAGUCUACACAAUUGACGACGAAAAGACACCAGAUAAGACACAUUCGGAAGAACAAUCAGGAUCAAGCCUUCGUCUUCUAGUCUGGAUGACAAUCAACAUUGUGUCUACUGUAGCCAUCGUUUUCACCAACAAGUCUGUCCUCUCGCAUGCCAUGCUUCGAAACUCCCAGGUAUCAUUUGCUGCAUAUCACUUCACGAUCACUGGAGUGACCCUCUGGAUCACCUCUCGACCCUGGUGUGGCUGGUUCGAGCCUAAACAUGUCUCUGCAUAUCGCAUCCUCCAUCUUGUUGCAGCCAUGUGCAUCCAAGUGAUAUUCCAGAAUCUUGCACUUGCACACUCUUCUGUUAUCUUUCACCAGCUGGCGCGAUUACUCCUUACGCCUGCAACUGCGCUGCUGAACUACAUCCUCUAUCAAUCCAGUAUCCCUCGCGCCGCAUUCCUGCCUCUCAUUGUACUCUGCACUGGCGUGGGGGUUGUCUCGUACUACGAUUCUGUACCAAGCUCAAAGAGCACUGAAUCGACCUCAGCGCAGGGCAUUUUCUUCGCCCUCUCCGGUGUCUGUGCCAGUGCCAUGUACACCGUGCUGGUGGGCCGCUAUCAUAAGAAGCUGCAGAUGAGCAGCAUGCAGCUUCUGCUCAACCAGGCGCCGAUCAGCGCAGCUGUUCUACUCUGCAUUGCCCCUUGGAUGGAGACUUUCCCAACUGUCUCAUCUGUGCCGGAGUCCCUGUGGCUGUCUAUCUUGGCGAGCGGCAUUAUGGCAUGUCUGGUCAACCUCUCUCAAUUCUACAUCAUCGACGCAGCAGGGCCAGUUACCAGUACUGUCAUCGGCCAAUUGAAGACCUGCAUAAUCGUAGGGCUAGGUUGGAUUCUUUCAGAUCAUGUGGUGUCACAUCAGAGCGUGGCAGGAAUCCUGAUGGCCUUGACGGGAAUGAGUUUGUAUAUGAAAAUAAUUCUCAAGCAUCAGAAAUGAUGCUCAAUUGAAAUAGUAAUGGCGCACGGGAAUAGGUAAAAAGGCUUUAUGUAUAGUAGUAUAAUUUUUAAUGCCGGGGAUAUGAUCGAAG